Blepharisma stoltei is the source of this 369-nucleotide messenger RNA. The record is from the annotation of a GenBank genome assembly. Lineage: Eukaryota; Ciliophora; Heterotrichea; Heterotrichida; Blepharismidae.
AUGGCAGAUAUAAAUACUCUUGGGCUCCAAUUCGCACAGUUCUAUUACAAUGGUUUCCAGACUAACAGAGAAAGCUUAAGAGUUUUAUUCAACGCGGACUCUAUGCUAACGUUCGAGUCAGACCAAUUUAAAGGUGCUGAUGCCAUUAUAGGGAAAUUUCACUCUCUUACAGCCCAAAGCAUUGUCCAUCAUAUUUUGACUUUAGAUGUGCAGCCUUCUACAACUCCUGGAAGCAUGAUCAUUCUUAUCACAGGGCAGCUGCAGAUGGACCAAGAUGCACCACUUAAAUUCUCCCAAGUCUUUCAUUUAAUUCCAUCAGGCGGGUCUUAUAUAUGCACAAACAUCCUUUUCAGGCUGAAUCUUGGGUAA